Messenger RNA from Dufourea novaeangliae, 1723 nucleotides. It is a transcript of the gene Arp8, whose product is annotated as actin-related protein 8. Bases 1 to 1704 code for a protein of 567 amino acids. The transcript is spliced from 8 exons. The record is from RefSeq and is a predicted model, not a curated record. Gene Ontology annotation, biological process: regulation of DNA-templated transcription; double-strand break repair. Gene Ontology annotation, cellular component: Ino80 complex. NCBI's taxonomy places the organism in Eukaryota, Metazoa, Arthropoda, Insecta, Hymenoptera, Halictidae.
AUGCCGGUUUUUCAAGAAUCAUGUGCAGAGCAAAUUCAAGCGCAAACCAUUGUUAUAAUUCAUCCUGGAUCUAUGUAUCUCAGGAUGGGUCGAGCGUCGGACUUGAACCCUUGUACCAUACUCAACGCUGUCGCGAGAAGACGUUUACCUGGUGGAUUAGAGUACAAAGAUAGUUUACUACCACCAGCUGUCCCACGAACAAAGGAACUAACGCAAGCAAUGGAAGAGUCACGUCUGCAAGUCUCCCACACCUUGCAAUCCUGCCUCCAAUCCGACGGAAGACGAAGAUACGCCACGCCACCGCAGCAGAUUGCUGCCUUCAAUCGCAGAUCAAAUCCGGAAGUAUCUUCGCCGUGUAGCGUGGAAUGGAUAAAGACUAAUAAAGAUAUAGUGGUUGGGGACGAUGUAUUAUCUUUGAAUCCAGAUGAUAAUUUCAACAUCCACUUCCCGUACAAGAGAGGAGAGCUUAACGUUCAUACAGGCCUUGGCGGCAGUUUAAGAGCUGUAAUGGCUGAUUUAAAAACAAUUUGGGAGUAUGUUCUUGCAGAGAAGAUGGACAUUCCGUUGAGAGACUUGAAACAUUACAGAGCAGUUCUGAUAAUACCAGAUAUUUAUAACAGACAAUACUUGAAGGAGUUAAUAACCUUGAUGCUUUGUGAUAUUGGAUUCGGAGCAUGUUUCCUCUUGCAGGAUCACGUGGCAGCCACAUUCGGCGCAGGAUUAGGAUAUGCCUGUGUGGUUGAUGUCGGAGAUCAGAAAACAUCGGUUUCUUGCGUGGAGGAUGGAAUUUCUCAUAGGAACACGAGAGUGCGUAUGGAUUACGGCGGGGGAGAUAUAACGCAAACCUUCUUCUGGUUGCUUCAGAAAUGUGCAUUUCCAUACAAGUCGUGCGAUCCGUCGAACAAGUUGGACGCAUUACUUCUAAAUCAGCUGAAGAAAGACUUUUGUCACGUUGAUCUAAACGUGUGUGGCUCGCAGGAAAAGACAUUUGUCGUUAGGAAACCCAAGCAACAGACAGAAAAGUAUACUCUUCAGGUGGGCGACGAAUGCUUGGUAGCACCUCUGAGUUUGUUUCAACCGGAAUUGUUUAAAGUCACUGGAACACACAGUGUACACAUACAGAAGAGAUCAAUGGGAGAUCCAGAGGAUCCACACGAUGAGAACUAUUUAAGGGAGACAAGUAGGAGGGGCAUGAAAGAGAAUCUGGAACAAACGUCUGAGCUGCAAGAGGAAGCAGCUGUUCCAACAGCGGGAGGUGAAGAAGAAGUAGUGGUGGAUGCUGUAGAUUCAGCUCCGAUUACUUUGUCUAACCGUGACCUUGAUGCUCCGCGUGAUUUCGUGGUCGGUCCGCAACAGUUGUUGGGCCUUGAUCAUGCCGUAUUGCAGAGCAUCGAUCGAUGUCCCACUGAUGAUCUAAAACGAAAGAUGUACAGCUGCGUGCUUGUCGUGGGAUCAGGAAUGAAGUUCCAGGGUAUUGGAAUGUGGCUUCACAAUCGUAUUUCUCUUCAGAUUCCGUACAUGUACAGAGCCGAGCAGCUGGAUAUCAUAACGCAGCCCAAAGAAAUGGAUCCAGGUAUGACAGCGUGGAAGGGUGCUGCGAUUCUGAGUUGUUUAGAGUCUGCACAAGAAUUGUGGAUUGGUCGGCAAGAAUGGGAACACAUAGGCGUUCGAGUUUUGAGGGAGAGAGCGCCCUUCAUGUGGUGAAACUUUCAAGGAUCUAUGU